Molecule: messenger RNA, 1252 nt
Organism: Ichthyophthirius multifiliis
Lineage: Eukaryota; Ciliophora; Oligohymenophorea; Hymenostomatida
Product: paraoxonase 3, putative
Exons: 2
Source: RefSeq, a predicted model, not a curated record
UUAAAAUAAAAAUAUGAUAUAUUAACUUAUUUUUUCUCUUUUAAUUGCUGUAUUAAUUCCUUCGUUUUUUUUUUAAUAAAAAAGCUUUUGUAUUAGGAUUUCAGCAAUUUCACUUUUGUCACUUAUAAUUUUUAUUUCCUAUACUAUAUUAAAAUUUGGUUUCUUUGAAUAACCAAUUCCUAUAGAUAUUUAUUCAAAUUGUAAUUAUCUUGAAAACACUAUCGGACCUGAAGACUUUGCAAAAGUAGAUUCAAAUAGUUUUCUAUUUUCAUCUAAUGAUAAUAUUUAGUAAUGGGAAAUAGGAGGUCCUAAUAAGACAUAAAACGGACAUAUUUAUUUAUUGAAAAUGGAUAAAAAUUUAACUUCUUAAUAUAAAUUAAAAUUAGAAAACUUUCCAUAAACAAUUCCUUUUCAUCCUCAUGGGAUUUAUUUUAGAUAAGAAGAUUAAGUACUUUUUGUAAUAAAUCACCCUUAUAUUUUCGAAACUCCAGGUGAUAGAAUUGAAAUUUUUAAGUUUAAUGAAUAAAAUAAGACUUUGAUUUAUUUAUAAUCUAUUUAUUUUGGAUAAUAAUAUAAUGGAAUAUUAAACAAUCUCAUAGUUUUCGAUAAAGGAAAAUUAUUAGUUACUUAAUAUUUGUCAACAACAGACCCUAAAGAAGGGAGAACUGGAAGAAACAAAUUCCGUGAAUUGGCUGAUAUAGCUGAAGUUUUAUUCGAAUUGGAAUAUACUUAUGUUUUAUCAUGUUUAUGGAAGGAAGAAUAUAAUUAAUAAAUAGCCUUGCCUUAAUGUACCGUAUUAAAGAACACUAAAGGUACAAUUAAUAAUGGAAUCACAUGGGAUAAAGAAUAAAAUAUUGUUUUUGUAUCUGAUAUAGGUUAAUCUAAAAUAAAUGUAUAUAAUUUGAAAAAAGAAGAUGGAAAUUUAGAAAAAACAAAUGAAAUUUAAACUUUAGUAUAGUUAGAUAAUAUAAAUUUUGAUGAAGAAAAUAAACAAAUAAUUGGAGGAGGAUUAUUUAGAAUGAUUGAUUAUGUAAAUUUUAUAUAAGGAAGUAAAUAAAAAGGUGAAGUAUUACAAAAUAUGGAUAUUUAUUGGUGUGGUAUUUUAGAAAUUAACUAUUAAAAAAAUCUCCAAAAAAUAAUUUAUUCAAAUAAAAACUCACCUAUAGGAUGCACUAUAGCUUUUAAAGGUUAAAAUAAUACUUUAUUUAUAGGAAAUUUUGGAGACAAAGGAAUAUAUAAAUGUUAAAGUUGA